GCGUCAUAGCCACAUAGCAUCGCCGUUACAUUAAACGCUGACAAACUCUCUUGGAGAAGAUGACUGCAAGAAUGAAAGGUUUGAGAACUUUUACGGCUUAUUCCCUUACUCUACUAUUCUUGGCAACAUUCGUUUCUCAGUCGUGGAGUGCGCCGAAGGAUACCUAUCAUCGGAGAAACUGGACUCCCCAGGCGAUGCUGUACUUGAAGGGCGCGCAGGGACGUCGUUUUGUGACAGAAGACAGAAAAGAAGGAAACUUGUAUGACACCAUACAUUUAGAGACACGCAGUCAGAACACAGAACAACGCAGAGUGUCCCAGGCAGCGUCAGUGCUCCUCGACUUUCUCCAACAGGCCAGAGGAGAAGCUGAUGAGAAUCAAGAACAAGUCUACUUGCAAGAUCUGCCUGCUUGGAAAAGAGAAUACUUCAAAUAAUAAAUUGAUCUGAUUGAUCGUUAUAGUAUUUAAAUAAUGUAUUACAUUUUUAUUUAAUUCUGUAAUGUAAAAAAAGAAUGGAUUAUGUGGUGUAGCAGUGAAUGUUUUGAAUGUACUAUUAAAACACUUUUGCAUUCAA
Conger conger (European conger) is the source of this 573-nucleotide messenger RNA. It is a transcript of the gene spx, whose product is annotated as spexin hormone. The transcript has 6 exons. Gene Ontology annotation, molecular function: neuropeptide hormone activity. Bases 60 to 434 code for a protein of 124 amino acids. The record is from RefSeq and is a predicted model, not a curated record. NCBI's taxonomy places the organism in Eukaryota, Metazoa, Chordata, Actinopteri, Anguilliformes, Congridae.